GCCAUCUUGUACAUUAAUAUAGUUAAAAGGAGUACAGUCAAACACUGAGGGGGCCAUAGAAAGUGUCCACUUUUGCACCGGGUGUCCCUACUGUCCGUAAAGCGGGGUUUGGCUUUUGCGUGACGGUUAUGGAAAUUUGAUCCAUGAGAAGUCGACAAGCUGAUGUUGUCUGCGUCAGUGAUGAAAUGAAAACACCAAACUAAAUCAAAAUCUUUUGCGGGAAGUUCUUGAAGUCAAGCGAUGUCUUCAGUAUUUAAAAAUAGCGUGAAGCGAUGUUAACCGGUUGUGGAGACCAAACAAGUGAGGAAAAAAUAGGUACGUUUACAGCAAAUUUACACAUGCAACGACCGGCAUGUAUGGGUAAUUGAGACUUCAGUUUAUGUAUAUAUAUAUAUCUACUUUAUAUCACAUUUUCACAGGAUUUGUAAAGUUUUAGACGCACAUUUAGUGCUUUUUGGCGUCCUUUACACAUCAUAAGACUGUAUUUCAGCUGAUUUGCCAUUUCUGUGUUUUCAUAGAAACGAAAUGACUAUUUGUCUAAUACUAUUUGACUGCAUGCCGAGGAGAGGUAGUCACAACAUAAGAUGUCGCCAUGUGCAAUUUGCUGAUAUUUUAACUGCUUUGUGAACUCAGAAGGUUAAAGAUCCCAGAAAACUAAGACCAUAGCUACAAAGACAUAUCCAUUAAGGAUCCCUAAAUAAAGUUUGGUUGAUUUACAGACACUGCCACAUGUGUUUUUGUGAAGUUGUUCUAAGCCAUGUUUCGCGUUUUGUGCCAAGGACCGUUACUAUCGUUCGGUAAUUCGCGUCCACUUUUUCCAGGAAAAAUAUUAGUCGACAAAAACUACUAUUUUUACAAAGAAGAAGUCCUAUUGUACAUAUCUCUCGAUGCAUAGGCCUGCAUUUUGCUUUUUGUCCAAAUAAGGCUUUUUCGAAAAUCGCAUAAUUUUCGUGUUUGUAACCGUGAAAUUUGAACUUUUUAGGUCGAGAACUGUUUUGACUGUUUCCAGCCGUUUAAAAGAAUAUUUCACAAACCUAGUAUCAUUUCAUUUCAUUGCACACCAUAGGCUUACUGUACUCAAAAAAUGACGGAAAUCGAUUUUUGACCGUGGCUACGAUUUUGGCGAUUUUGUUUGAUUUUUACAGACAUUCACACUCUUAAAACAGUAAAUUCAAUGUAAUUCAUUUUGUCAACUAGUUGAUGAUUCGAGGCUCUUAAAAAUAACAGAGAAAAUUAUCCUAAGAAAUGUUUUUGAAGAAAGAAAAAGAAUCCCGGGUUAAGCACUAAUCGCCUUUGAGCAACUGCGCCCUGUAACUCGCGCCAGUAAAACAAAAAAUUCCAUUUACACGCCAGACGCACUCUGGCAUGAUGUCUCCUCCGAUUACAAGCACUUGACACCGAACCAUACGAUAUCUUUUGAAAACGUUCUUAUAAUGAUACACAGUUUAAAUAGAGGUUUUUUUCGCUGUACGCAACCCUUACGUGCAAAAUAUGACAUAAUCAUAUUAAUCUAUAUCGCAACUACCCUUCCGCCUCAGCUGCUACCUGUAUGCCUAACAAACAUAUCGAACGCACUCUCCUAAGCUCCGAUUACUGCUAGUUUAUUUAAUACUUGAGUCAAAGUUCGCUGUAAUGUUACCGUGGAUUGGAACAACGUUCUGAAUGGUAGUCGGCUUUUCUGAAGCCCUCGAGAUGCAUUUUUAGUAUGAUGCCCAUUCACGUUAGUUGUCCUAAUUAGCAUUUCAAAAGUCUCUUAAGACAUUGGCGAUAAUUACUGCUAAAAAUAAGACAAAUAAUCGGGUUGACAGCACAGUUCACAUGAGACAUGAAUAUGGUAAAAAUAAGAAAUAUAGAAAAACCGCAACUAGACAUGAUCUUGGGAAAGAGGGACAUUAUUAUACCUGUCGUGAGGACGGGUACAUAAGAGAGUGAAAAUGCUAACACGAUAGCACAUGCCAUUCUUAACACUUUCCUGUUUCUUCUUGCGCGCUUUUUCUCAGCAUUAUUCGACUGUUCACCUGGAUAUGCUUGUAGUUUGAGCUUGAUGACGAUGAUGGAGUACAGAAUCACCAGCAGGACAAUAGUGAUGACGAUGAUAAUGUAAUUUAUGAUGGGUGCGGCAAUGUGCCAGGACGUAAUUUCGCCAGAAAACGUGGAACAGAUACUGUCUCCAUUGAAUUCAACUACUUUCACAAUGUUCAAAAAAGGAAAAUAAAAAGCCAAAGCAAUGAUCCAUGUGGCGGUAAUGACGAAGGGAAGCACUUUGCGGCUAAUGACUGGGGAACGCAGUGGAAACAUCACGGCUACAAAGCGAUCUACUGCUAUCAGAACUAAGCUCUGACUCGACACACUGUAGGAAACCAUUGGUAAGUAAACUACAAGCUUGCACAAAGCUUGGCCAAGAGGGCCGCCAAUAAGCCAAUGACCAGCAGGAGACGUAUUAAGACUUACUAGGCGCCAAGGAAUCAAGAUUAACGGGAAUAUCAGGUCGGACAUGGCCAUGUUCAUGAUCAAGUAAUUUAUGGGUUUUCGCAGGCUUGGCGUUUUAUAAACAAUCACUCCAAUGGCAGAAUUCCCAGCCAGUGAAACAACAAGGACCAUACUUAAACCAAUGGUUAGCCCGAUGCAGUCUCUGUACUGUUAUUCAUAUUUACCCUCCUCGUUUCUGCUACUCUUUUCUGUAAGGCUUUUAGUGCCUUUGCACAAUAGCUGCUUAUGCUAUGCUUAAAUACUGAGAGGCUUUAUAACUUUUAGCAUCCAAGUAAUUUAGGAACCCCAAUGUCUUAAAAUGACAAAUUGAAGAUAGGCGUCCACUGUACAAUGUAAUCGGGCGUAGAAGCGAAAUAUUGUGUUUUUAGUAUUCAGUAUUCAAACUGUCAAUAUUCAGUAUUCAAACAUCAAUAUUUAAUAUUCAAACCUGAAUAUGCAAUAUUCAGACUUCCUUAUGUAUCUUAUUUUCAUUAUUUAAACAAUUGUGAGGGUGCUAAUGGGGGUACCCAAUUCUCAGUUAACUGCUGAUUUUUCGGCCAAAUACAGUUAACUACUAGUUUUUUGGCCAAUUCUCAGUCAACUACUGAUUUUGGUUAGCUAUUAACUACAGCGAAUAUUAUUCCGUCAUAACCCGAAUUUUCUUUACUUCAGCACGUGAAUCACUUUUGGGGAUAGGCCCUAAUAAAAUCAAGGUAUAGAUUUACAUGAAUUUACAUAAACUCAGCCACAAAUACAAUUUAUAAGUAACUGAAAAUAUAGAAAAGAACCGAAGAAGUGAAAAUGGGUAAGCGAUAGCUAUUAAGACCCCUAUUAACCGAUUUAUGCUGUAAGUACAAAUUUGAUUAAGUCGUAUAACCAUCAAUAUGAAACCAGCCUCACAGAUCCAGACACACCAGUCAUGAUCCCGUACUGAUCUUCCCGACCUGAUCAUGCAUGUCCUGCCAUAAACUACUUCAAAGUCACCUUCUUCGUCACUUUCAUUAUCUGAAUCAAUCUCGUACUUUUCUUGUUGCUUUAUGUCCUGAUGUAUCUUGUUGUUGGCCUACGUUUCAAUCCAUUUUCAAUCCUUGCAAUCCAUUUCAGCAGACGACGGGAAACAAUAUCAAUGCCAAAAUAUAGUCUUAGAUAACAAAACUGGACCAUUAUUUCUGGAAUUCAAUUGACGUAAAAAAAAAAAAAAAAAAAAAAAGAUAACAAAUAGCAUGAAAUAGUCCCUUGACGCUGGUGGCAAAGAUCCCGCUUUAUCGCGAGUUGAUUCGCUUCUUAUAGUUCGUUGACAGCACAAGUCGAAAGUUCUAUCCAGUCCCUCAUGGCAACUUCAUCUUCUUUUGUCAGUGUUUGCACCGAUGGGAGGGACACAGUUUAGAGAGCUGACAAAGGUAUGAAAGUAUUUGACUCGGGAGAAUUCUACUAUUCGUGAGUGUAGCCCACUUCGAAUUCGUCGUUCUUUUAAGCGAUUCCUUCACGGUGGUUCCAAAUUCUUGGGCGUAGUUCAAAGCACUAAAUAUUUUGUGUUGAAGUGAGAAACCGCGUGAAGGUUUUCCACCUGCGUUGUCAGAAGUUUUUUUGCACCCUAGUACAGACUUUGUCGACAUCCUCUUUCGCGUCCCUCAAUGUUACCUUUUUCUUAGACUUCUUAGACCUACCUUAUUUCAAAAGCGCAUCGCGUAUUUCAAAAGCGUCAUAAAGAUAUCCAAGGGUUUUCGGAGAUAUCAAUCACACUGAUCUGUGUAUGAUCUUGUGUUUAUUACAUUCAGCCAAGGUUUAGAAUAUCUGAUUAGUGACGUACAUAAUGCAGGUUAUCUUCCUCGGCUAACACUUCAAGAUGGUAAAGCUUCUCGAUAGGUCUCGAGAUUAGGUUUCCCUUUGCUGUUCUCAGAGUGACAGAGCGUACCAAUCCAUCCUUCCCCUGAUGUAGCUGAAUGAUGACUCCGAGUUUCCACUGAUUUCGCGGUGUUUCAUGAUGUAUCAGGACAACCUUACCUCGAGCCACACGCUCUCCCGAUAUGUUUUUGUUCUUCUGCGAUGAAUGUUGUUCCCUGAGACCGGUUACGUAAUCCCUGUCUUGAGUGUUGAGCUCCAUUUGUAAGAACGCCUUUUCGAUAUCUGCCGUGAAGGCUAUCUUGUGUGAUCUGAAGGUGAGUAACAUAUUUUGUAGUCUUUGUAUGAGGUCAGGCCCUGUAUGAAGGCAAUCGUUGAGGCUUAAUGCCGUAGAUGAUAUUUUUGCUGAAGCGUCGUAAACGAUUCUCAUAGCUGUUGUGCUUCUUUCCUUGAAGACUGGAAAAUGGGGUAUGUAGUGUAUGACACCUUGAUGUGUGUUCGGAUCGAGGACUUGUUCUAUAAAUCCUCUCUUGAGUUGAUCGAGCAGUUGGUCGUUGUAUUUGUAAAUACGCUCUGGAUGUUUUCCUUUUAGGGUAUGUUGCAGGUUGUUUAGUCUUUUUUUUCGUUAAUGUGAAGUUUGUUGGUAGGUUUUGCUUGUUGUCCUUCCAUGGGAGUCUUACAUUAUAUCUGCCGGUAACUUUGUUGAAUUCAAUAGUAUCUUGAAAAUGUUUCUGGACGUCUGUUGCCUCAGGGUCGUUGCAUUCGUCUGGGAUUUUGUUUAUUUCCCAGAAAUUAGUGAGAGUUGCGUUGAGGUCUUUGUUUCUUGUGGGCUGUGCAUCAACCAUUUGACAUAAUUUGCUGAGUGUAGUUUCCGUACUGGAUUCGUUGUUGGGUACCGGUCCUGAGAGAAGCCAUCCACACUUGCUUUGUGUGGCUAUCCAUCUCUCAUCUUGUGAUUUCUUUGUGUUUCCCACAAUGAUCUGGGCGUAGUGGUCGUUUCCGAUGAGUAUUGAUCUAUUGUGCGUUCACCUUCCGCGUUUAGUGGAUCGGCGAAAGUGAGGGCUUUGAAUUCAACAGGAAUUUCCGUAUGUUGGGUACUUGAGAGUGGUGGGUAGAUGAUGGGCGUGACUAAAGCUGUUAUUUUGACAUCUUUACUUGCCGCGUUUAUGGUAAGUGUUACGACUUCCUAGGAUUUUGGAGUUCCUGUGGUUGAACCAAAUGUGGUUACGUCUAGUAUUUCGCUCCGAGCUGCUUUCAACUGUAGCGUAUUCUUCAGGCAUUGCGUAAUGAAUGUCUUCUGUGAUCCGGUAUCGAUAAGGAUGCGCGCUUGGCAUCUCGUAGUUGGUCCGCUCGCUGUGACCAGUGCAGUUUGCAUUAGUGUAUUUGUAUGUGUCGUUGUACUUGCCAAGGUUGUCAUUGUGGAUGUGACGAUGUUGUUGUUUUGUGGGUCUUCUUGGUUUUCAUGUUUUUUGCUUGAAUCCCGAUUAGGCUCUUUUGGUUCACAGAUCGACGUAUGGUGUUUUUGUCGGCAAUUUAGACAUCGUCCUUUUGAGCGACAUUGAUAUCUUGUGUGGCCUGAUCGGAGGCAGUUAAAGCAUUUAUUUUUCUGCGCCAAUAUGGUCCGUCUCUCUUUUGUUGUUUUUACUUUCGAGCAUUUGUCGUGACGGUGUUUCCCGUCGCAAUAUAUGCAUGGUUUUGGCUCGAAUCUUCCGUUCGUAUUGAAGCUUUUUGGUGAGGGGUGUAUUAGGCGCGAAUGAGCGUUUGUGAGUAAGGCGCCAACUGUGGAUACGAGAACGUCGUCAACGUCUGAGCUUGUGUCGUUUUCUCGCGUAAGUUGACUUUUUUCCCUUGUGUCUAUUUCAUGACAAAGUGCUGUUCGUAAAUCAUUUAGGGAACAAUCUGCGAGAGGAUUUGUUCUUAAUAUUGUACAACGUAAUUGUUCUGUUCUGGGUUUCCGUCGAAUGGUUAGAUAUGUAGUUUUGGAAGGUUGAUGUGGACUCUAGGUGAUGGUUUGGUUUGGAACGUACUCACCGGAUGAUGUUCGUCCGUUACAAAUUCUUUAAUUUUCAGAAUCUAAUAAUAGAUAUCGUCUUGGAACGUCAAUGCUUGAUCUGUCUCUUCGCUUAUUUCUUCGUCCUUUCCAAGUGCGUUCAAGAUCGUGCAAUCCAUAGCUUUUAUUUCGUCCAAUCGUCUUGAGAGCCGCUCUGCAAUUGCUUUCAGUUCUGUGUUGUUUAUAACCUCAGUAUCAGCCAUAAGUCGUUGCGCGCGUUUGAUGUCUUGAUUGCAGUGUCCUCUGUACGCCCCUCUGACUGCCUUGUGGUGUUUCACUUCCUCUUUAGACACCAGUUUCGGAGAUAUCAGUCAGACUGAUCUGUGUAUGAUCUUGUGUUUAUUACAUUCAGCCAAGGCUUAGAAUAUCUGAUUAGUGACGUACAUAAUGAUGACUAAUUACACGUACAUAAUUUACUGUUAAUGUACUGAUUUCAUUACAAGGGUUUUAAGAAAUGAAACUGUUUCACAAAGACCGGUUUAAACACGAGCUUAGUAUUCUCAAUAGCUACAACUGCAACAUCAGUUACAAAAAUUAUUUCUCGUAAGUACAAAUUCCAUGUACCCAAAAGAAAGAUGCUGAUUUCUUUCCCGGGGGGGGAUACUUGGGUUAAUUUUUGCUGGGUAUGUGCCACUGGCCUCUCAGAGCCCCUACCCCAUUAUAGUCUGGGCAUGCAAAUGUAAUUUUAGUCAAUCCAGUCGUGAAAAUGCGAUCCCAUCCAGCGGCCAACGCCAUUAGCCUCUUACAAGGAAGUGACUUCUUCUCCUGGGAUUUCUUUGAGCCAUCAGAAUUUCUUUUUGGCCAGAUCCAAUGCUAAGAGUCACAGCUUUUUUCUUUGGGUAGUACUGUUUAACUUGACGAUCUUUUGGGUCCUUGAAAACAGUCUUUUCCUUUCCGAACACCAAAAUCUUGUUAAUAUUAGAGGACGAAUUAUUCGUUGAGUUGUCUGCAAGCAGCUCUAUGACUGACGCUCUCUGUUUGCCGGGUACUGCCGUGGUGCCUUUUGCAUAUAGUAAUAUCAGUUAAUGUGUCAACGGGUCAUCAGCGCCGGGAAAGAAAAAAGGCAGAAAAUAGCAUUUCUGUUUCCAAACUUUGUUGCUUUCAUAACAUCAGCGAUCAGUAUUCAGUAUAAUUAAUAGAGUGUCACUUUACUGUUAACUUUUCAUUUCCCAGUUAACUACUAAUUUUGAAUUAUUUUUCUAUAAGAGCCACGUCCGUUAUUGCAGCCUACCAAGACACAAUGGAUUCCUUUGCUAAGAGUACUACCUAAUGGCAGAGGUCGUUCAGAAAAUAUUAAAUUAUAAACAAAACAUGCUCCUAGUUACAUUGCAAUAGACUAUUAUCUGUUGGUUAAUGUUGGUAGAAGAAGGCUUGACCUGCUUACAAACAUUGGCCCAGUCUGAUGUCGCUAAUCCCCAACUGAUUUUCAUAGUGAGAGUACACAUAAAAACAAAAUAUAAACAGUGUCAAAACAUGACAAAACAGUGUUUCGUCAAUGUAAAUUAUAUAUACAAUCCAAUAGAAAAGCAGCAGCAUUCAUGGUUAUCUCAGGUUAUUUAAGCAAAUUUCACAUCAUCUUCGUAUAAGGAAUAAAUGAAUUUUCUAUAAAAAUAAAGAUUCGUUAUUGAAUUAGUACAUUAGUAACAAGAUCUAAGGUUAAAGGACAGUGUUACCCCUGGAACAAGUAGUUACCCACAAGCAUCUGGGUGUAACAUUCUCAUCUGAUCUAUCUUGGAAACAUCAUGUCCUUGCAAUAGCUGCUAAAGCCAACAGGAUCUUGGGUCUACUUAAACGCACAUUUGGCAGGUGCUCUGAAGCAAUAAUAACUGGAUACAAAACAAUGGCUCGUCCUAUCAUCGAAUACGCAUGUCCCGUUUGGAAUCCACAUCAAGCCUACCUGUCAGACAAACUUGAAAGAAUCCAAAGAAAUGUCUCACGCUGGAUCCUUGGUGGACCUAUUGAUUAUACCGAACGUCUGCAAUACCUUGGUUGGAUGGAACUUAAGUCCCGUAGGGAAUAUCUAUCGAAAAUUCAAUUAUUUAAGUUUAUUAAUGGUUUCUCGAGAGUUAAGCUUGACAAUUAUUUAUCUUUCUCUCGUGCUAGCACUAGAUCAAGAAAUAGUAGGAAGAUUUGGAAACCUUUUUCAAGAACUAAUGUUUUAAAAUUCUCUUUCUGGCAUAGAUAUAUAGAUAAAUGGAACUCGUUACCAGAUUCUCUAAUAUGUGCCGAUUCAUUGUCAAAAUUUAAAAAGGGCUUAAGAGAACACUUUUUAACUAGUACGUAAUGAACAUAAAAUUGUUGCGAUUGCAUAUUUAAUUUGAUAAUUAGAUAAUUUUAAUAACUCCAUUAUUAAUAGAUAUAUUUUAGUGAUAUCUUUUACAUUUCCCCUUACAUUAUAAUAGUUUUUAUCUGACAUAUAUUUCCUUAAUAGCUUUGUAGAUAUUUUUAGGGGGUCAUCUUACAUGAGGAUUCAGUUCCUCCCUGAUGGCAGGCUUUUUGUAUUGAUUAGUACAAAUAAAGUUGUUAUAAAUAUAUAAAUAAAUAAAUAAAUAAAUACAUUAAUUCAUAUUCAAACCAAAUUUCCAAACAUUCAAACUAAAUUUUCAUAUACUCAAACUAAUCUAAACGCAAUAUUCAAUAUUCUGCUUCCAGAAAUAUAAAACACUCAAAGAAAGGUUAAACAGCAUCUACCUGAUUUAUUCGAUCGUGAACGUGACACAAAGUGUUACUCAGAGACACGAGGACAAGUUAAACUCCUCAAAGCCGAACCACUGCCUUAAGUGCAAGUCCAAAGAAUCGAGAAAGGCAGAAGGGCAGCCAUCACUCUAGCAAUCGUUCUAAUUACUUUAGUAAUACCUUAUUUACCAGCAAUAAUAAUUGCGUUAGUGACUGCUUCCUCAGACAGCAUUUUAGUAAAGCCGCGUUUUAUAGCCAUUACGUGGAGCUGGGUGGGAAUUCCAAUGAUGUUAGGUUUCCUGUGUAAUCCUAUAGUUUACUGUUCGCGUAUGAAGAAACUACGACACGCAUUUCUCGAAAUACUACAUCUAAGAAAACCUGAGAACACCGUGCCAGAAGCAGAAAUUACUGGAACUCAGUCCUUUCAACCUGGACCGACGUUUUGUAGAACAGACCAGGCUUUCCUGUCACGCGGAAACAGGCAACCAGUUUUGAUGUCAUUUCGUCAGCAGCCAGUCGAAUGCCUCCCUCGCAUCGAAAAAGCCAACGGGGAAUAGCCCUUAAUUCAAUGUCAUCAUGUUGUUCUCAUCCGUCAAUUAGCAGUGAGUACGGUGAACUAUAAAGAGCAGUGGCGGACCCAGGGGAGGGGCCCGGGCCUCCCCGUUAUUUUUAGACCAAACUGACUGCCGAGGGGCACAAAAAAAUUUUUUUGAGACCGCCCCCCCCCCCCACCUUUCUUACCUCAACAACAACAACAACAAUAAGCUUUAUUUGCAUGACUAUGACAAAGUAUUACAGUUUUAUUGCAAAAGCUACUUGAAUUUAAUUUUUGAUUCCUUUUUAAAUUAAAUAUUAAUCAUUGCUUAUUUUCAACCAUCAGUAGGAUUAAUUAUUCCGUAGAAUUCCGUAGAGUUUGUCUCUCAAUUCAAAGCAAGAUGAUAUAAAAGAAAUUAAAUGGAUGUUAAUAAAAUAGUCAGUAGAAUUCAUUAGAUAUGAUAAUAAGGUCUCAUGUGAUUGUAGUCGUAGAAUUCUAGUUUAGAGAAGAACAUCUGUCUUAUCGAAGAAAAACUUAGACAAUCUAAUAAAAAGUGAGUUUCAUCUUCAAUUCUGUUACAAUUGCAGAGACUGCAUAACCUUUAAGCUGGUGCUAUAUGGUUGUAUCUACCUGUCUCAAUCCUAAGUUUGUGACCGCUUAUUCUCAGUUUCACUAAUGUUUUCCUAGAAGGGUUCUUUCUUGUUAGAUCAGAGAGUAGGUAGGCAGGGGGGCUAUAAUUCGUUUUCAUUUUGUAACAAGUUAAAAGUUUUUGUGAAUGUUGAAGGGUAUGAUUGCAUUAAGACACAUAUUUCUUUUGCAUAUGAUCUACAUAUUGCUUAAUUUUACAUUCAUUCAGUAAAUGACAAUUAAAGCCUGGGAAAUUAUGGUAGUCAGUCAUCUUCUUGAGACUGGAGUAAAAACUAUUUUGACCAUUAUGAUGGAGGUCAACAGAUAUUUUUAAAGAUUGUUUAACUAUAGAAUUUUUAUCUUUUUCUUGGAGAUAGUUUAAGUAAUCGUAAGUUAAUCUUUUUAUUUAUAUCAAUGAUCAAAGGGAAUCUUCCAAACUCAGAUCUGCACUCAACAUUGGAUGACUUGUUAUGGACUUCUAAAUAUCGUUUACAAAAGUGUAAAUGAGUUUUUUCGAUUCCGGAGCUAUCCCAUGACCAGGGAUCGCACGCACCUUGAAAGUCCUUAAAUUUUAGAAUGAAAAUUAAAGGCCUUGAAAGUCCUUGAAUGUUAAUGCUAACUUUAUAGUUUAAGUAGAACUACAAAGAGAAAGGAGGAAACACAGAAAGGCCUUCGGGCUAAAAUUACUCAUGUUGUGGAAGAACUAAAAAAGACAUAGACUCAAGGCUCUUUUUGCACUGAAUGGAGUCCCUGAAAAUUGGGAAAUGUGCUUGAAAGUCCAUGAAAAGUCCUUGAAUUUUUUUUCCUAAAAAGGGUACGAACCCCGCAUGACUUAAAAUCUGAUUUCACUAUUGUAAGGUAAAAUCGGUGAAAUCAUGCCCAUUGUGUCAAAAAUUGUACUUGCAAGGGAAGGUUUCAAUUUACGAAAUUCAGUGUGGCGUCUUGACUAAAAAGAGGAUGAAAGGCUUUUUUGUGGAAGAUAUUCAAGUGAAAUGUAAAAUUUCCGGAUGAUGAGAUACGAAUCUCUAAGUAAGUAUAGUCUUGUAUAAUGUCUAUCCUUUCAUUGCCUAUGGGAAAAACAUUAAGAUUCAGUGUUGUUUGUUCUAAGUUACAAUAAUCUAUGACAUUAUCAUGACCAAAUAAGGACAUGGCACACACAACUUUAAAGGAAUUAUGACAUCGUCGAUUUACAAACCUGUCAGACCGUUAAACCACCUACAAAUAGCACGUGACGUUAUCUUCAUGAGAUUACCCCGCAUUUCAUCCAUGAGAUAUAAAAGACAAAAGGUUUCACUUAAGAAACGACCUAACCGGCGAUCCCUGUACUACUCAGAUCUCAGGAUAAUGGUGAACGUCCUUUUUUUCAAUUCUACCUUUUAUCAUAUUUAUAUAUAACUUUAUUGCAGUUAGCGGUGUACUGACACCUGCUGAAGUUCAAUUACAGUUUCUUUCUAGCUGUUUAUCGAUAAUGAUCGAGGAGGCACACGCACUAAUUGGAAAACAGGGCCCGCAUUUGACACCAAACGCCACUGUUUCACCUCAUUAGCAUUAAAUUCGGCAGUAAGAAGUUUGUCGUAUAUGAAACAGGCCUAAAUAUUUGGGAACAUUGUAGACCCUACAUGACCGAUUUCUUUGUCUCUCAGGUAACUUUAAAAGAAUUUCUAUUUUAUAUUAACUUCAGACGUUAUGUAUGUUAGUUUCAAUUUAAGCCCUUUAACUUAAUUGAUAGUGGUACGUCGUGGAUUUAGAGCCAAGCAAAUGCCACUUUCGCUCUUUUUUGGCACUGUCGUGCGAACAGCAUUUUAACAGUAUGUAUCGAAUUAGGUUUUACUGACUCGCUUUUCGAUCUCUUAUUCGUACUAACAUUGCUUAAUCAUGUCUGAGUCAGCUCACGUGGUCUUAACAACAAUCAACGUCAUCUAUAUUAUUGCAUGCAUUGUGGGAAACUGCCUCGUUUGGGCUACAGUGAUGAAACAGGUGCACCCAACAACUGCUUUUCCAAUUCUGUAAAAUAUCUGUUCGGAAUAGCAAAUAUUGCCUAGAAUUUUCUAUUACUUGAGGAAGGCUACAAGUUUCUAGAUGACCGCUACAUUUGUGUACAAUUUUCAAAACCUAUCUAACAUAUUUCCUACGAUUCUCUGAAGCUGAGUUCUUCACAUUUCACUCCCCAAGUAAUGCUGUUUUUCCUAGAAACAUAGGCACGUUUACCAACAUCCAGCAUGGGGAAUGCGAAGGUAGACAAAUCGUCUUGAAUAGUAUAGGAUGAUCUAACUGUGACGCGUAAAGACUUCUAGAUCUAAAGAAACAGUAUCUAAUUUUGACACGUAGAGAGCUUUGUAGCCAAAUGCUCUAUCGCCUUUAGAAAAGAGCCACGUUAACGUUUCUACCAACUACUGGGUGAUUCUUCAUAUAUCUGACAGACUGUCUUAAUAUCAUUUUGUCGCGCUAACUCAUGAUUAGACUCCUUACAGUCAGUAAUGAACUUCGGAUAUGCCUUUUUUUUCUUUUAAUUUUGUUGCCCAAACUCAUAACUAAGGUUUUAAGUUUUAUUAUAUCGUAAAUACUUUUGUUCUUUGGCCAUCGUGAUUGAUACGAAAUGACACGCAAACGAGAACAGAGAGGGAAAAAAUAGCUUUUAACUUAACGUUUCGUAUGCUUCAACACACAUCUUCAGAAGUAAUCUUUAAUGGAAUAUGUAAGAACAAAAUUUAAACGUAACAAAAAAGGGAACAACAAAAGUGACAGAUGGCGGGAAAAUUUCUAUGUAAAUUACCGUAAAUGACCUAAUAGAUGCCCACUUCCAAAUAAACGCCUCCUCUACGCUAGGCGCUGUUAAAACUGUAUUAGACGUCCCUCUCUAGAAAACGCCCCCUGUGUAAUAGACGCCCCCCUAAGAAAAUUACUCCAAAAUACUAGGAAUUAGCCAGCUGUUAGUUAAAAUCAUUCAAUCGCUGGAUCCCUAAAAUUAUAUAAUAGACGCUGCGAUCUACAUAAUUCUUCACAUCCUACUCAGCCUCAUUCAAUAAUUGCGUUGAUUAGGUCAUUUACGGUACAGACUCAAGCUAUUAUCUAAUAGAGAUAAGCUUUUCCUUUUUCAUUAGGGGUAAGUUUUAAAUUCCUAAUUAACAGUGUCUCUUUAUAUAUAAAUGUUGAAUUGGAUAUCUGACUGUCAUUAGCCAAAAUGUCAAAGCGGUUCCAUUUUGGGUUGUGACCAGUGUUGUUUUAGGUUUUGUGUGUGUGUGUGUAUCAAGUUACAUCAAGAGAGAAUGAGCUAGAUCAUUCUCUCUUGGUUACAUUCAUUGCAUUAACUGUAAUCAGCUCCAAAGUUCCUGCUGUAAUGGCAUGCAUAUGUUCCUGUUAUCAUGUUACGUUUAACCCAGGAUUAAGCAACAUUUUAAACAAGGUUUUCUUGUCUAACAACAUGCAACUCGAGUUUUCAAAAUACUGUUGAGCCUUUACUCCGAGAUACGGAAAUGAUAACACAAAAUGUUACUCUAAGCACAGGAAUAUUGUAAAUUACAAAAACAGAACCAAAUUUUAAUCCUGGAUUAUUGCUAAGGGGCCUUUUAUAACAAUUUAUAGGCUAGGUCUGCCUUGAUGCCGUACACGGAGCAAUAAAUUCUAAAUUGAUUUGUUUUCGAUUUCGUCUAGAUCACGUGAAUAGCAGCCAAACCCUUCAGUCAUGUCUGAUACAGCUGAUGUUGCCAUAACAACAUCAAAUGUCAUAUUAAUUAUCACCUGCAUCGUGGGAAACUUUUUCGUUUGUGUUGUAGUGAUGAAAAAUCGCGAAAUGAGGUAAGGCGCUUGUUAAUCUAAAUACUUCCUCAAAUUGAUAAUUUCACUGCUGGGCAUGCGCAAUGCUGUCCCCUUUCCUUUUAUUUGAUCUGUGUCGGGAUACCGUACGAUACGGAUAAAAACCUGAGCACCCCUUGAUCUUUAAGUAAAGGGGGGGGCGGCCUCGAAAAUGUUUUUUCUUGCCCCUACGGCCUAACUUUGGUCUAAGAACAAGGGUAGGGGGGGAGAGGCCCCUAGCCCCACCUCGUUUUUGCAUGGUAGAACAACUUCCAUUUCACUUUGCUCCGCAGAAGAUGCGGAAGAGUCUCCUACACGGCCGUUUUCACGGUCGUCACGCAAUGCUGGUGAGGAGCGUUGCGUGACGACACUAGAAACUGCUGUGUAGCUAUGACUAAUACAAGAACAGAACAGGUGAGUUUUUAUCUCUCAUUUAAUUUCCAUUUGCAGUUGACCAUUUAAAAGUGUGAGUUCCCUAUGCCCCAUCACAUUUUUCCUUAAGUCAAAUGCAGGUUGUUUACAUAAAAAGGUAUACAUGUUAAAGCGAGCUCUGGACUUUCAAAGUUUAUCGAAACUCGCUUAUUGAAUAUCAAUCGUGCUUGAUGAAUUAGCGGAGACACCGACAUUAGGAGAAGCAUAACACUCGAUCAGGCACAAAUUUAAUGAUACAGAUACAAACAAAAGCAAAAACUCUGGGCCCCUUUGGGGAACAACUGUAAGCUAGGAUGCUAACUCAGGAAACCUUGUACCGUAAUUUACUUGCCUUAUUACUCUAUUUCUAUCAAGUUUUUACAUAUAUUUGAAACUCCCGGUGAAGCUUUGUGUUCUCGAAGCGUCGCCGCUUAUUUGCCCUCUCGCCAAUGAGGCUAUGAGAUGAACUUGUGUGCGAAAUUCGUAAAGUUCCUGUUUUUCGUCGGACGGGUCUUCUUUACAAUCCUAAUCUGAAAUUUAGACCUUCAAAGAGGCCUUUCAGAGGAAGAAAUCCAUCUUUAAACACACUCUGCGAAGAUGGACAAAAAUUUUAUAAACUGGGCACAGGGAGCUCAGUUAAUAAUAUAUAAAGCUAUGGGUUGAACAUCAAGCCUUUUUUGCGAAUCUUCUGCCAUUUCUAAAAGACAGCGACAACGUUUGAGUGAUGUAGCUUUAGGCAGAUCUUCAGAAACUAUGAUCACACGCCUUUUCUUCCCGUAGUAGUCAGCCGUAUGUAAUUUGAGAACGGUUACCUACGAGUUGGCUCAAGGAUCCAUUUGAGGAUAUCACUAACUGAUUGGACACAUUAUCCCACAGGAUUCCCAUCAACUACCUGCUAACUGACUGGACACAUUAUCCCACAGGAUUCCCAUCAACUACCUGCUAACUGACUGGACACAUUAUCCCACAGGAUUCCCAUCAACUACCUGCUAACUGACUGGACACAUUAUCCCACAGGAUUCCCAUCAACUACCUGCUAACUGACUGGACACAUUAUCCCACAGGAUUCCCAUCAACUACCUGCUAACUGACUGAACACAUUAUCCCACAGGAUUCCCAUCAACUACCUGCUAACUGACUGAACACAUUAUCCCACAGGACUCCCAUCAACUAUCUACUGGUGAACCUGGCAACAGCAGACAUCUGCUACGCCACAUUCAUAAUCCCGACGAUUAUCUUGAGCCACAACGUUGGCCAUCCAGAGGGGAUUUUUGGAACAUUUCUGUGUGCAGUUAUAACCGGGGGAGGUUUCGGGGGAAGUUUCGCGUGGAUUGGAGGAUUUGCGUCAAUGUUUACACUGCUGGUCAUUGCGUUUGAACGAUACUUUGCCGUAGUACAUCCCCAUGGAAACAGAGGAAAGCUAACUUUACAGAGAUUGAAGGUUUGAUACUUUGAAAUACUAUGUGGCAUUAUCAGCAAAUUAUAUUCCUGUACGAACUUAGAUCAGUUUCCACGAUGACAGCUCUCUCUCCCGAAGAGGCUACCGUUAAGUAUUCCAGUAAAAAUAGAAAUAAUGGAAAAGUAGCAAGCGCGCAGGGGACGAUGGGAAGAGAGAAAACGAGGGAGGCCUUGCUUCCGCUUCCUUUCGUCCUUUCAUUUUCCCUAACCCCAGCCUCCCCUCCAUACGACACAAAGAGGACUCUGCGGAGGAGAGAGCGACGACAGAGUCGGCUUCUUGGUCUGUGAUUCACCUUUCUCAAUUCUUUUAUGUCUCCUUAGGUGAUUAUUCCUGGAAUCUGGAUCCUUGCACUAAUAGUUAACAUUCCAUUAUUUAUGAAGCGGAGCCGCUUUGUUGAAGAGGAUAGUUCCACCCCUUGCAUUUUUUUGUUGUCCAAAGAAAGCAUAAGAAAAUACCGCACGGUUUAUCUCUCAAUCAAUUGCCUCGUCAUGAUCCUGCUGGUCUUGAUCUACUCCAGAAUUGUGUACACAUUGUGGUUCAAGCAAAGUGGUAAUGCCGUACUCACAAAUCAGGUAGGACCCUUCGCUUUAUGCAAGGUAAUAUCAAGACAGUCUUGGAUUCUGGAUUCUGGAUUCCAGGUACUGAACUCCGGAUUCCAAUCAGUAGUGGGAUUCCGUAUUCCUUGAGCUGGAUUGACUCUAAAGCCCAAGUAAACAAAUUCCACAAGCAAAAAAAUUUCCUGGAUUUCAGAAUCUGUAUUCCCUUACAUGGGGCCAAAACCCUUAUCAGGACAAAUUAUUCGUCUGAGGACUACUCAUAAUAGUUUUAAUAGUUUUAUAUGGAGAAAGUUCCGCUCCGAGGUCCAACCCUUCACCCUCUGACAGAAAAAGGUACCCCUUUCGUAUACCCUCCAUUGAAAAAUAUAACCCCUCUAAAAUACCUAAUAAGAAUAAAUUACUGAAACUGGCCUAUUUUACUCAAUGGCGAGCUUGACUGGAUAGUUCUGAGACCCGAAAAAAAAUCUUAAGUGAGACGCGCCUGUUAACGUCUGGUGUUAAAAUAAAGAGUUUAAGUUGGCUGAAGGUCGGACGCCGAGCCGUUACGUCCUACGCGUACUCAGUUAUCAGCUCAAUUUUUGGAAAAUUGACGGGUACCGGUUUCUACCCAUAACCAAGUUAUCAAUGAAAUUCUUUGGAUCGCAGAUACAGUUUUUUCUUAACUAACGCGAGAGUUGAAAAUGGUUUGUUCUUAUGUUGGUGUUUGGGUUGGCCAAAUUGGCCUGGUAAGGGACGUUAGGUUCUGUCUGUUUAUCUACGUUUAGUGGAUUCGCAAAAAAAUAGAUAAACAAAUAAAUAUCAGCUGUGUGAUCAGUCAUCCUCGGACACCUAGGGGCAGUCAGUCGGCUCGGAAGAAAGGCACAACGAAAGUUUUUAAGAGUUAGCAGUUCAGACCUCUCAGUCAUAAUACAUACGUUAACAAGACCAAAAUGGUCAUUUAUUCUUAUGUAUUCUAAACGACACUGCUCAUAUCAAAGAUCAGCCUUAAAUCUUCAGUCUUCAGAUUACUUCUGAUUUAACCCUUAUGGGUAGCAACUCUUUUUUUUUCGGCACAAGUUACAUUACUAACUUUGUUUAUUCACUGUUUUCUCAACCAAUCGCGUGAGAUCUUCCGAGAGCUGCAAGGUCGCACAGCUAUAUUGUAAGCUUGGGUGACCUGUGGCUUAUCAAUCGUUUUGUACACAGGGUGUAUUGAGGUUGAGGAAGCGAGUGACCUUGAUGGUUGUAACCGUGAGCGCCAUUCUUGUAAUAUCUUGGGGAGCAGAUGCGAUACUCCAUCUGUUAGACGAACAUGCUGCUGACUCCGUGAAACUGAGUCCUUUAGCUAUUCCUAUCGCGCACACGAUGCUGUUGUUCAACUCAGCUAUCAAUCCAUUUGCGUACGCUCUGCUGAACCAAAGAUUCAGGAAAAAGAUGAGGCAGAUGAUACGAUCACGUUCCUUUGCAACAAGGAUUGGUGCUAUGUUCAUGAGACGGGGUGAAUCACAGGACAACGACACUGGUCACACCACUGGAAGCAUUCAAAUGACACAGCAAGACCAACUGCGUGAAAGGGCGGAGACAAUUUCGCGGGAAAAUGUAUUAUGACAGUAUCAGGCGAGUCCUGGUGCCUAUCAUUUCAUUAGAAAAUAAGUUUUAUUCAGUCACAAAUUUUAAAAACUCAUUUUCGUAUGAACGGUUUGUGCAACAGUCCGCCUCGCUUUGAUAAAGAGGCUUGGCAAUUCGAAAAUGGGUUAUUGACACCGCUGUUGUGGUCACCCUGCCUUAUUAAUUUAAAAAGAAAAUGUUUUCUUACGAAAAAAAUCAACUCUCAUAGGAUUGCCUUGGAACACCAACAUAAUAGGUAGCUUAUAGCAACGAAGACAGAGAUGGCAUUGGAGCGUCAAAGAAGCAAUAGAUUUUGUAAGCAAAACGGUACAUAUCUUUGACGUCAAUGCACAACUACGACGUGAAAUACCCGUAUACGACGAUUUAUGAAGGACGUAAACAAGUGACAACGAAGGUUCUUUUUCUCCUGAUUUUAAACUUGGUUACCACCCCACAUAAUUCACCUAAAUUUGAGAUUUGAUUUCCAGUGUAAAUACCAAAAAGUUGAUAAAACUCUGCCGUCUUUUUCUGUCGUCGAUACAAAAGCUUCCUAUUGAUCUGGCCGACGUGACGUCACGCUGACGUCACGCCCGGUAAGCGCUUUGUAUGAAAUCCAUACAAACUUUAUAAGAAACUGUGAUGCUAUAUAGGUAAGGAGGGAAGAGGGGUGGGAAAGGAAAAAGCAAAAAGAACUGUUUUAUCAAUUGCUUUACGACCUUAAUAAGACUAGAGCGUCAGCCCUUGUUUGUAAAUAGCCCUAUCUAAGGACAAUGGGGUCAAACAAGCUUUUAGAAACUGUCACUAUAACGAUGGGAUUGCAUCAUACUGUAAAUUCGUUUUCUCCUUUGUAUACUCUCUCAUAUAAUUUAAUACUAUAAUGAUAUAACAUAACACUCUUAUAUACAAUUGUCUGAUCGUACCACACAUGAAAAUUAACUUUUGAAGUACAUCAAGUGACAACACGACACCAAAAGAACCCAAACAGAGCAGGUUUGUAGCCGUAUUUGUAGCUAUAUUUUGGCUGAUCAAGUCUCUUUAGAUCCCACGUUCUUCGACAUAUUCGUCUGGGGUUCUUUGCAGUUCGUGUCUAUGUAGACCUAUGUAUUUGUACAUAACAGAAUUCUCUUUAGGUGUCCAGCCAAGAUAAGAACAAGCUAUCUGCGGGCCCAUGCACUUCAGUGAAAAAGAAGAAUCAAGAGAAAUAAAGAUUUGUGUUGUUGUUCCUUUUAUUGUACCGUUGUCGUUUCGAGCCAAAAUUGCCCUCAAAUUACUGCGCUUUUCACAAACUUGUGAAUUCUGAAGUUCAAAAGCCAACUGACGAUUGCGUUUUUGGCUGCCGUCAAUCAUCUUAACGGACCUCUUAGGAAACAAAACUUUACUUUAACGGGUUCAAAACGUCAUGGUUUGUGAUUUGUGAUUUGUGGAUUUCGAUCCGUUUUGUGUGUUUCUGUGUUUCAGGGUUCGUUGCUUGUGAUCGUAAUUAUGAUUGACGGCAGCGAAAAACGCAAUUGCGAAGGCGGCUUUUGAAGUUUAGAGUUCGCAUGUUUGUGAAAAGCGCAGUAAAAAAAAAUACCGUCUUCGUCUGCUAAUUUACAUUAAGUAUAAAUUUUGCCGUCUGUGCCAUAAGCAAAAAAAGCGAGCUCACAGAAC
Messenger RNA from Porites lobata, 19655 nucleotides. The record is from the annotation of a GenBank genome assembly. Lineage: Eukaryota; Metazoa; Cnidaria; Anthozoa; Scleractinia; Poritidae.